GUCCUGUGUGGGGGGGGGGGGGGAACGACUGUUUGUCUUGUCACUUGUUCUUCUGUCCAUGUGUACCUUCUUACAAAAAAACAUUUGAUCACUGUUCUAACUCUGUUUGCUGUCUCAGGCCAUUGCAGGGUUGAAUGGGAUGCAGUUGGGGGACAAGAAGUUCCUGGUCCAGAGAGCCAGUGUUGGGGCCAAGAACGUAGCUCUGAUGUUCUCUCCUGUUUUGUGCCUUACUGAACACAAGCCUUCUUCGAUCCACCUCCACUGACCUAAAACAUCAAGCUCGGUUUCAUAACUUAAUCAGGACAAUCCAGAGCUGAUUAAGGAAUUAACUAACCGUAUGCACCACUGCAAAGUAUACAGUAUUAUUACAAAAACAAGUUGGCAAAUGAAUAAUGACAGUUUCAUAUUUUUUUUCCUUCGUUUUUUUCUUUAAUUUACUUCGUUUUUACACCAUAAACAUUCUAAAACGUUUUCUAAAAGUAUCUCAUGUUCUUUCAACCUUCCCAAUAACCAGAACCUCUCCCCUCCCCUCACCAGACAGGUAUGAACCAGACCCCGGUGACCCUCCAAGUGCCAGGCCUGAUGCCCACCUCCAUGGCCUUGUUGGGUGGCCUGCCCACUGAGGUGCUCUGCCUGAUGAACAUGGUGGUUGUGGAGGAGCUGCUGGAUGACGAGGGUGAGUGCAGCAAGUACGGCCAGGUGAAGAGCAUCGAGAUCCCCCGACCUGUGGAUGGCCUGGAGGUCCCAGGCACUGGGAAGAUCUUUGUGGAGUUCAUGACCCUGUUUGACUCCCAGAAGGCCAUGCAGGCGCUGACAGGCAGGAAGUUUGCCAACAAGAUGGUGGUGACCAAGUACUGUGACCCAGACGCCUACCACCGCCGAGACUUCUGGUAGACCUGAGAACCAGAGAGAGGGAGAGAAGCAGAGUUUCAUGUUAUUUAUGUAAUGAUAUGAAUAUUUAUGAGCAUCACAACAACUCAACUUUUUGCACUUUUUUAAAGAGGAGGCGUAGAAAGUUCAUUUAAGGCCACUUAUCACUGUGAAAUCAGCAGAAUUGGUUGAAGUAUUACUUUUGUCCUCGUCGCUUAUAAUUAUAUGAUUUCAUUCAAUGAAUCAAGUUCAAUCAUGAUUUUAACCAUUUAUUUUGUCCAUGCCUGAGCCUCAGGUACCAGUUGUUUAUUGUUACACCAACUGACCAACAAUAUGUGAACACCUGCUCAUCGAACAUCUCAUUCCAAAAUCAUGGGCAUUAAUAUGGAGUUGUUCCCCCCUUUGCUGCAAUAACAACCACCACUCUUCUGGCUUUCCACUAUUUGUUGGAACAUUGCUGCGGGGACUUGUCCAAGAGCAUUAGUGAGGUCAAGGCACUGAUGUUGGGCGAUUAGGCCUGGCUCGCACUUGGCGUUUCAAUUAAUCUCAAAGGUGUUCAAUGAGGUUGAUGUCAGGGCUCUGUGUAGGCCAGUCAAGUUCUUCCACACCGAUCUCGACAAACCAUUUCUGCAUGGACCUUGCUUUGUGCAUAGGGGCAUUGUCAUGCUGAAACAGAAAAAGGCCUUCCCAAACUGUUGCCACAAAGUUGGAAUCGUUUUGCAUGUCAUUGUAUGCUGUAGCGUUAAGAUUUACCUUCACUGGAACUAAGGGGCCUAGACCGAACCAUGAAAAACAGCCCCAGAUCAUUAUUCCUCCUUGCAUUAUGCAUUGGGGCAGGUAGCGUUCUCCUCGCAUCCGCCAAACCCAGAUUCAUCCGUCAGACUGCUAGAUGGUGAAGCGUGAUUCAUUACUCCAGAGAAUGCCUUUCCACUGCUCCAGAGUCCAAUGGUGGCAAGCUUUACACCAUUCCAGCCGACGCUUGGCAUUGUGCAUGGUGAUCUUAGGCUUGUGUGUGACUGCUCAGCCAUGGAAACCCAUUUCAUGAAGCUCCCGACAAAUAGUUCUUGUUCUGACGUUGCUUCCAGAGGCAGUUUGGAACUCGGAAUUGAGUGUUGCGACUGAGGACAGACGAUCUUUACGCACUACCCGAUUCAGCACUCGGCGGUACCAUUCUGUCAGCUUGUGUGGCCUACCACUUUGCGGGUGAGCAGUUGUUGCUCCUAGACGUUUCCACUUCACAAUAACAGUACUUACAGUUGACCGGGGCAGAUCUAGCAGGGCAGAAAUUUGAUUAACUGACUUGUUGGAAAGGUGGCAUCCUAUGACGGUGCCCCAUUGAAAGUCACUGAGCUCUUCAGUAAGGCCAUUCUUCUGCCAAUGUUUGUCUAUGGAGAUUGCAUGGCUGUGUGCUUGAUUGUAUACACUUGUCAGCAACUGGUGUGGCUUAAAUAACCAAAUCCACUAAUUUGAAGGGGUGUCCACAUAUAUAUAUAUAUAUAUACAAUUUUCAGAACAUCAACUUAUUGUGAGUUCUGACUCAUGUCUGAGGGGACACGCAAAUACUGUAAGUGUGUGUGUCUACAUUUAACUUAUCAUCACCACCCUCUUUUGAUAACAAAAUGUCUGAAAAUUAUGUAAUGUUUUGACUUUGUGGCUCUGGCACCAAUUCUCAGUGGGCAACCCCCAUUCCACAAGAAACAAUAUAGUAUAUUAACAGGAAGUACCUGAUGAACCAGUCCAGAUUCUGUAAUAGAAGGCUCUCACCCAAUCAGAGGUACUGUGACAGCCUCUGAAAUUGAUACAGCUGGGUCGUGUUCAUUAGGGCAUACCGUAGCAAAACGUUUUGCAACAGAAAACAAAUGUGUAUUUCUUAUUGGAAAAGUUCAGAUCUCUCGGUUUUCUUCAGUUUGGUGCCUAAUGAACACGACCCUGAACUCUCCCCGCCCACACCUUCCCUCUCUCUCUCUCUCUCUCUCUCUCCUUAGACAAUCUGCUAUACAGCUGAAAGACUUCAGAGUUAUCACUGCCCUGCCUCAACCCUUGGUUGGUUUUGUAAAACAUUAUUGACAUUGACUUACACUCACUAGGUAAUAUUAUUUAUUAUUUCACUGUAAAAUCAUAUCUGCUGUAUUUUUGUAUUAUGCUUUUAUAUGUUUCAAUUGUAAGUUCCUAUUUAACCCCAGUAGAGCUCUCAUGGCUUUGCCUCAAAGUGAGAUCUCUUUAGGACCCAAAGAGGCAUGUGGAUCUGCACGUGUGAAGCUUUCUGAUGGGUGACAUGAAUUCAGGUUUAUGACAGGCGAGACAAUAUCAAAGUGAAGAUAAUGUAGAUAAUUUGUAGGUGUGGGUAGGCUCUAUGAUACAAUAUGAACCAAUUACAUACCCCCUUCUUCCACUUCCACUCCUCUUUCCUAUUUAAUCGUUUUCAUUGUCUAUACUACAAGCACCACACUUGGAGGAACCUGUCUGACAUUAUUUUUCAUUCUAUUCCCAUCCCCUUCUCCAAGUUGCUUCGAAUUACAUAAUGGAUAUUUAUUUUGACAGGUUUUGCGCUCCAAAUGCUGGUAGUCUCCUGAGGAUCUUUCGAUGAUUUGCAUUACCGAACCAUUUCCACAUAUAAGACUGAUUGUUGUUUUCCUAAAACAGGUUGAAAGAUUAUGUAAGGAAAUGUAUUUGUCUCUGUCCUUAUACUCUCAACAGGUUAGCAUGUGGGAAUUUUUGCGCUCUGUCACUUCCCUCAACAUUGUAAGGUUGUCUUUUUUUAUUUACAGAAGGUCAGA
Oncorhynchus nerka (sockeye salmon) is the source of this 3647-nucleotide messenger RNA. Its product is annotated as splicing factor U2AF 65 kDa subunit-like. Lineage: Eukaryota; Metazoa; Chordata; Actinopteri; Salmoniformes; Salmonidae. Gene Ontology annotation, cellular component: U2-type prespliceosome; nuclear speck; U2AF complex. Gene Ontology annotation, molecular function: poly-pyrimidine tract binding; pre-mRNA 3'-splice site binding. The record is from RefSeq and is a predicted model, not a curated record. Bases 544 to 894 code for a protein of 116 amino acids. The transcript is spliced from 3 exons.